UGCUGGUGCUGCUGCUGGCCCCCGGCCGGCCCGCUCUCGCAGUAUCAUUUUAUGGUGAUAGCUUUGUGGAGCUGAACAUGGCAGAAGCAUCCUCGCAGACAUUCUUACAGUUGCAGUUUCGAACAAGCAAGCCACAGGGACUACUUCUUCUUGCAGCUGGGAAGAGUGAUUAUUGUUUAAUGGAGCUACGCUCAGGAUAUGUACAAUUGAGAAUUAACUUUGGUGGGGGAGAACGAGUACUGCAUUCUCAGCAAAGAUCUCAGCUGAAUGAUUUGGCUUGGCACCUGGUUGAACUAUGUCAUGAACAAGAUAAUGUCACGUUGGUAAUUGACAAACGUGAUAGAACUACUGCAAAAAUGCCUGGAAUUCUUUAUGAAUUAAACAUUGAUUAUGGAUUCUACAUAGGUGGUACUGGUAAACUUGAUGUCCCCUACCUUGUUGGAGCACUACCCCGUUUCCGAGGAUGUAUUGAUGGUGUAUCAUUCAAUCAGUUAGACAUUCUGAUGCCUCUGAGACCUUUUCCUGGCUUCAAAAACAUCCAUGAUGUUUCAGUGGGGUGCAGUGAUGAAUUCUUUGCAGGUGAGGAAGAACCCAUUAGUUUCUUCAGUUCCAGGUCCUAUAUUUCUUUCCCAACUUGGAAUGUGGACAACGAGGGAGUCUUCGAGUAUACUUUACAGACCUCAGCUGCAUGUGGUUUGCUGCUUUUCCACCCUGGGCAAGCAGGAGAUUUCAUUGCAAUGGAAAUGGAAGAUGGUUUAAUUAAAGCUUACAUUGGAAAACAUAAAAGUAGAACCCAUCUUUCUUCUCGUAGGUCAGUCAGUGAUAGCCACUGGCACUACAUCAAACUGAAAUUCACAGCAGAAUAUUUGCAGCUAACAUUGGAUGAAGAAACUGUGAAAAAGUCAUUACCUCCCAAGAGUAAGUUGCCACUUCUGAAGGGAUCCUUCUUUGUAGGCGGUGUAGAUGACAGUAUACGAUCAGAAGUGAUUAAGUUAAUCUCAGUAUCUGGGAAGUAUGCCAGAGGAGGAUCCUUCAAAGGCUGCUUAAGGAACCUGAAAGCCAAUUCAGAAAAGAAAUCACUGAAGAAUGUUCUAGUAACUAAGGACAUUUCAGCUGGAUGUGAAAUGCAGAGUUCUUCUAAAACAAAUCUUUCUUUAGAGAUGACUGUAAAGAACCCUCCUGUGAAAGCAGCUCCUGUAUUUGCCAUUUCCCAUGAAAACUCAAUUUCUCUGGGCAAGGAAGACAAAAGCCACCUUUUAGUUCUGAGUAACUUGAUCGUGCUAGAGGGCAAACAGGCUUCACUUGAAUCUAAGCAUAUUAAAGUUAACUUAGACUUUCAGAAAUUAGGAAUUAAUCAGUCACAAAUUCUUUUUGAUAUAAAGGAACCACCCUCUCAUGGACACUUGAAACUGAAUGUUGAACCACUGCAGGAGGUAAAUACAUUUACUAUGCAGGAUGUGUGGCAGGGGAAGAUUCUGUACGUCCAUGAUGGCUCUGAGGACACUUAUGAUUAUUUUAAUUUCUCCAUUUCUAUCAGCAGUGAGAAGAUUGUUUCUCCAUAUUUGGAAGGAAAUGAGCAGCAUAUGUUUAGCAUUACUGUUACUCCAGUAAAUGAUGCACCUGAGAUCAUACUUCCUGAGGGAAACUUGCUUCUUCUCUUAGAGAACUCAAAGAAACGCUUGACUAAUGACCUGAUAAAAGUUCUCGAUAAAGAUACAGAUUCUGUGGGUCUCAGACUUUCAGUGCUUGGAAAUCUGAAUGCAGAUGCAGGAUAUUUAGAAAAUUCAAGGCAUCCUGGAAAAGCUAUCACUACUUUUUCUAAUGAGGAUUUAAACAAAGGCACUGUUUUCUUUGUCCACACAGGCAUCAAGAACUCGAGGAUUGUUCUCAGGGCAAGUGAUGGUGAGAAGAUGAGCAACACUGUUGUGUUACGUGUCAUGGCAGUUCCUUUGGAUUACAGAGUUGUCAACAACUCAGGAAUAACUCUCCUCCAAGGUGUUACAGCUCUUAUAAGACCUAGGCAUCUGGCAGUUGAAACAAAUGCUGUCCUCCAGGAUCUGGAGAUACGGUACAAGAUCACAGAGCCACCUCACUUUGGUGAGGUCCAAAGGCAGCUUUCAAGGGGGGUUUGGAAGCAAGUCAGCUCUUUUUCUCAACGCUCUCUGCAGCGUAGCAGAGUGCGAUACUGUAGCACUUUUAAAGACAUUCAGCUGGAAAACGUUAUGGAGCAAUUUAAGUUCAAAGUUAGCAUAGGAAACAGAACCAGUGAGGAAUACACAUUUCCGAUCAAAGUGAAAUGGUUACGGUACAGUCUAUUGAAACAUGCUCCUCUAGAAAUUGAAAAAUCAAAAAAGAAGUACUUGAAUUCUGGUCAUCUUUUUGCUGUGAUUGAAGAUCUAGAAAUACCUGAAGAUGAGCUGCAUUUCAAACUUCUGUCCAUACCCAGGAAUGGACAGUUACUGCUUAAUGACCAGCCUUUGAAAAAAGAUUCAGUCUUUAGCCAAAAAGAUAUUACUGAUCAAAAAGUGGCGUAUGAAUUGAUCCAGUACCACAAAGACUAUGAUUCAUUUAGAUUUUUCAUUUCUACAAAGUAUCUGGAUUCAAAUUUCUAUGAGUUUGAAGUCUACAUCAAAUCAGAUUUCAGAAACAUUAUUUUGACUAACAAUGGCCUUAAUGUUACUGAAGGGGAAGGAGAAUUAAUAACAAGCACGAAACUGUUUGUGCAAACACCAGAUAAUAAAACUUUCCAAUAUGAAGUUAUACAGUUUCCUAAACAUGGGAAGUUAAAACUUACUAAUUUUUCUGGUUCAUUUGAGAAUAGUGGCAAUCUUACAACUUUCACUAAUAAACAUAUAACAGAUAAGUGCCUUAUGUAUGUGCAUGAUGAUUCUGAGACCAUGUUUGACGAAUUUCUUGUCAGAGCUUUCAGCAAAGAGUCAGGAAAGAGGACAAACUUUGAUCCAGAAGUAGAACCUUUGUCAUUAGAAAUUAGAUUCUGUAUUUCUGUCCAGCUGAAGAAUGAUGAGAAACCGGUUCGCGUAAUUGAUAAGAUAUUUGACAUAGUGAGGAACGGGCAGCGAUUAUUAACUCUGGCAGAUCUUUGCUAUCAUGACCCUGAUUCUGAUUUUGAUGAUGGACAGUUGCUAUAUAUUAGACGUGGUAUUUCCAAUGGGGACUUGGUGCUAACAAAUGAUACUUUGCAUAGAGUCUACCAAUUCAAACAAGUGGACCUGGCGCAAAAGCGAGUCCUAUUUAUACAUCAUGGUGCAGAUUUUGGGCGUUUUGUGCUUUUUGUGACAGAUGGCAAGCACUAUACUUCCUUGCUUCUGGAAGUUAAUGCCACCAAUCCUUAUGUUAGGUUGGCAAAUAAUACAGGAUUGUUGGUUCAAAAAGGGAAAGAAGAAACUAUUUCAACCACUAACCUAAGUGCUACUACAAACCAAGACAUAAGAAAUGAUCAUGAGCUUACAUAUGAAAUACUCUCUUCCCCAAAAUGUGGAAGAAUAUAUGUGAAUAAUGUAUUAACGGAUUCCUUUACUCAGCUUGAUCUGAUAAAAGGGCAUGUGACCUACAGACAUGAUGACAGCAACAACCUUAUAGACACAUUGAGCUUUACAAUCCAUGCUGGAGAUGUCCAUCUAGAUGCUGGACUGCAGGUUCGUGUAUAUUUGGAGAGUCAUCAGCAGCCACCAAGGAUUGUGAACAAAAGCAAUCUCUUGGUUGAAGAAGGAAAACCAGUUAAAAUCAGUAAAGGAAAACUGCAAGUUGUUCAUGAAAAUAGUUCUCCAUCUGAGAUUGUGUUCACAGUAAGACAACUUCCAGUACACGGAUAUAUUCGGAGGUUUUCCUCAGAAGAAAGUUAUCUCAGUUCUGACCAAAGGCCAGCUUUGAGCUUCACACAACAAGAUGUCAACGAGGGCAAAGUUCAGUAUGUGCAGACAGUUUCUGACCAACUAGAAGACCAUUUUUUUCUGGAUGUGACCAAUGGUGUCAGAACAGUGAGUGGAAUAGAGAUCUCUGUAGACAUCAUCCCCAGAAUGAUUCCACUGGAGGUACAGAACUUUACAGUAUUUGAAGGGGGCUCAAAAGCCCUGGUGGAAGACUACCUAAAAAUUUCUAGUAGACACUUUGCAGGACUCAGCUGUGAAUUCAUUUUAACUGAGCAGCCAAAACAUGGGUAUGUUGAAAACUCUCGUGUUCCUGGAAUAAAGUUAGCUACAUUUACCAGAAAACAGGUGGAACAAGAAUUAAUUUACUAUGUUCAUGAUGACAGUGAAGAACUGAUGGACAGUUUUACUGUGAUAGUAAAUAACACGGAGUUGUGGAAACAAAGUUUACCCCAAACUGUGUUUGUAACGGUUACUGCAGUAAAUGAUGAAGCUCCUGUUGUAAAAGUAAACAGAAUUCUUCAGGUCUGGGUGGGUUCAGUCACAGAAAUAACUAUUGAUGACCUCUGUGCAGAAGACAAGGACUCCUCACCAUCGGAACUGGUGUAUUCCAUUACUCCACCUAGCAAUGGGCACUUGGCUCUGAAGUCUUCUCCAAACAAGAGCAUCCUUACUUUUACUCAGGCUCAUAUAAUUAAAGGACAGCUGAUAUUUGUACACAACGGAGCAAUGUCUGGAGGCUUCAACUUUCAGGUGACAGAUGGUUUGAACUUUGCACCCCGACAGAUUUUUAGCAUCACAGCUCAGAUGCUGGUCAUUAGCCUUGAAGUGAACAAAGGACUCGGAGUCUUUCCAGGUUCCAGGAAACCUAUUUCACAACAAGAUCUGAAAGCUGUAACCAAUGAUGUGACCAAUGCAGGAAACAGAACUAUAACUUUUGUGGUUGUAAGUUCCCCAAAACUUGGAAGGCUGAUCAGAGUAGAUUCUGAUAAUACUUCUCAGGAAAUCUUCAGUUUUACACAGUCUAUGGUUGAUGAAGGUGUGAUCAUGUAUGAACACUUAUAUUCUAAGUCAGCUGACUGGAGUGCGGAAGAUUUCUUUACAUUUACUGUCUCCUCUCCACCAUCAGCUCUGGAUAUACAGAUGUUCCAUAUUGUCAUUUCAUAUGAAAUUGACAGGCAUGAUCAGAAUAGUCGUCUUCUAGCAAAUACAGGUGCCGUUGUCCAGGAAGGAGGUAGAGUAUUAAUCAACAAAACAAAUUUAGAUGCUUCAAACCUAUUGAUUAAGCUACCUGAUGUACAGCGCUCCAUGUAUGAAGUCUGGUAUCAGGUUCUGUCCUUACCUCAACAUGGCAUGAUGGUUGUUGGAGAACGAAAUGUUACCAAAGAAAAGCCUAACUUCUCCCAAUAUGUACUGGACAAAUUUGGAGUUUUGUACAUACAUGAUAAUUCUGAAUCUCUAAAUGACAAUUUCACUUUUGCUGUUUGGUUAAACCUAAAGAGCAAGCCUGCUACGAAACCCCGUAGUGAGGUUUUAGAGGAGAUGUUUAAUAUCACUGUUUUCCCAGUGAAUGAUCAAUCUCCAGAACUGAAGACUAAAAGGCUGCACUUGAAAGUCCUGCAGGGAGAUGUGUCAAUGCUGGGGGCAGAGAAUCUGAAAGUUGAAGACUUAGAUAAUGCCCCAGCUGAGCUGAUAUACACCAUUGUUAGCAACCCCAAUAACGGUUAUUUAGCAAUGAAAAGCAAUCUUAGUGUCUCUAUAAAAGAUUUCACACAAGCUGAUGUUGACAGUGGUAAAGUCUGGUUUGUACAGGAUGGAAGUUCAUCUUCUGGAGUGUUUUAUUUCAGUGUGACUGAUGGUAAACAUCGCCCUUUAUACAAACUGUUCAGUGUUGAAGUCGUACCAAUUGCACUUGUCCUAGUCAACCUUACCAAUAUUGUGCUGCCACAGGGCCAGACAUCUGUCACAAUUACUGAUGUUCAGCUUUCAGCUGUCACAAAUGGAAGAAGCACUAAUAUCAUGUAUGAAAUAACUCAGCCACUCAAAUAUGGGCACCUCAUGAUUGGAGAUGAGCAGGUUACUAAAUUUGAGCAGGCAGAUUUGUUUUCGGGAAGGCUCUUUUACCACCUGACAAAUCUCACUGCUUCCCAUGAAGUACUGGAGUUUAUGCUUUAUACUGCAGAAGGCAAUCUAACAGGACAAGUGCUGAAUAUCACAGCAAAGCCUUUAGUACAAAUUGUAUCUGGCCUGCGGAUUCCAAAUCAAGCAACUUACAAAUUUGGAAGCAGUGACCUGGAUGCUUCUGAGCUAGCCAAUUUGACAAACAGUAAUCCUAGAUUUGAAGUGAUAGUGCCCCCCUCUCAUGGAAGGAUUGUAAAGAAAAGAUUUGUGAAUGAUGCAGUGUUUGAAGAUACUCAGGUGUUCACCCAGGCUGACAUUGAUAGUGGUAUUCUGCUGCUAGACAUAGACACAAAUAUGACGGGCCUUGAUCUGUUGAAUGACUCAUUUACAUUUGUACUCAGGGCAGAUGCUGUGCAGCCUGCUAUUGGUUGUUUUCAGUAUUCUGUUGUGCCACACAGUCCUCCACUUGUGCAAAGUUUAACAACAGAAGUGCCUUUUGUAACCAGCACAACCACUUUCAAGGCUCACUCUGCCUCAAAGGAUGAGGCACUAGCCUCCUCACAGAAUGAAGAGCCUGCAAUAGCACCACAGAAGACUGAACCAACUAUAUGGCCAGAGCAGAAUCACUGGGAAAACCUACAUGAGGAAGGUCCAUUGCUGAAUCAGGCAGUGGAGACAAGUGUGUCUGUGGAGUUGAAGACUACAAACCAGGUUAAUGCUAGGAGUCCUAGAGAGCAGGCAGGUGAAAGCAACCCUUGGUACAUCAUUAUCCCCCUAGUCUUGGUGUCUGUGCUACUCAUUGUUGCUGUUACUUCUGUGUGCAUUUUGUUAAUGUGUCAGAAGAAAGAGAGGACAAAACCUUUAGUCAAAAGUCAAACAGAUGCAAUCCUCAGUAGUGCAGAUCAAUGUCUGGAACGGAGCUUGACUGUGCCCGCUGUCACAGUGACUCCCCUCCUAAAGGGGCCUGAGAGAAGUACAGCCUCAACAUUUGUGGCAGUAAAACAUGAACAACUGCUUCCUACAGUGGUUUCUCCAACUACAGAAAGGUAUCUGAAAAAUAGCUUUCUAAAUCUCAAUCCUGAAAUGAUCCAAUAUUGUCGAAAAACAAACCCAACUUUGAAGCGCAAUCAGUACUGGGUAUAGUUACACAAGUUUUGGUCAUGCUAAUUGAUGUAGUAUGGAAAAGUGAAUCUAUAUUGUUGACAUAUAAUUUGUUCUUUAAUACACUCAUUUAUUAUAUAGGUCAAAUGAUACACUGUGUGUUAGAUGAAAUCUAAAUACCUAUGAAAUAAUCAUCAUCAUCAUACUGAUUACAGUGGCCAUAAUAGAAGAUUUGCCAUUAGUGCAUCAGCAAAAUUCUCACUUAAAUCAGUGGGGAAUUUGGCCUCAUCGAUUUUGAGUGCACCCCAUAUAUGCAGUGUUUUUUUCCCAUGACAAGUAAAAUAGAAUGCUCUGUCAAGGUUUAUAUAUUUUUAAUAGAUUUUUAAAAAAUCACAACAAAAAACGAAACGAACUUCGCUAUAAAGGUCUUUUAUUCCUUCUGAAUCACUACUUCUCUUUGAAGAACUUCAAAUUGUUUCAAUAUUUUUUCCAUGGUGCUAGUUUCAAUAAUGUAUUUUUGACCUGAAGGCUGUUCAGAGGCCAAUACUAAAGAAACAAACUAAAUAUUUUGUCAGGUUGCUGAACUGGAUAUCCAGAAUUCAAUUCAGCAACAACAGUACAACAGUGAAUGAGGAUUCUGGUGGAAUACUGUGAGAUGUUGUUUGUUCUUUUGGUUUCUUUUUUCCUUAUUUGGUACUGAACUCUAGCCUUUAGUGUCUGAAAUCUGGUAAAAGACAUCUUACCUUCUAUUCCACAUGGCAAAAACUGAGUAUCUGUCAGUCAGCCUGUCAGCUUAAUUACCUUUAGGCUUAGAUUAUGUCUGGAUGUGCGUAAAAUUUCCUGCUCCAGAAAAAAGGGGUAAAUUUCUGCUUUCAGUGAAGCAAACAUAGCUUUCUCUUGAGUCUAUGUACUCAAGCAGAUGGCAGUAGAAUCAAGUCCUGUGCUGCAUACUGCCAUGUGUCUUGGAGCUACUGACAGAAGCAAUCCUGCAAUAUGGUGUGUAUCCUCUUCUGAAACUUCUGUUUACCCUUCAUCUUCCAGAACACUGAACAAAUAAGCCUUAUGCACUACUACCAAGUGCUAUGUACUCCAACUUUGCUCUGGUUAUAAAAUGUGCAAUAAUUUCUGUGCAAAGGGAAUAUUUCACUAUUUUUGGAAAUCCAAGCUCAGUAGUGUUGUGCAGUCUCCAGUGAAGGCCCAAAUUUAUUUCCACUGAGAACAAAUAAUAAAAUUCCCGUUGACUACAGAAAAUGAACUGACUUCAAGGAAAUGUGCUGUGAUCAUAACCAAUGUCUUAUUAACAGUGAACUUCUCAUCUAUUUUUUACCUUUAAAUUGCUACAGCUUCCAUCCAGCCUCUUUAUAAAAACACUGUUCUUAGCAGUCUCAGCACUCAGUAAGAGCACUGGAAUACCAUUUUUAUUUAGGCCUAAUUUUAUUUAGGUACUGUCAUUUUCAUUUUUAUUGAAUGGAUUUACUGACCUCAAGAUCCUUGGUGCUAUUCAUUUCACACUACUUUGUUUUGGAUGAUUUUUUAAAUUGUUGAUGAUUGUGUUUCUGUCAUUUAUAGAUUGCAGUUUUGGGAAAUUUUCACCCACAAAGAGAGCCAGUUGAAAACUGUGCUUACUGCUGUGUUCUGGGAGCUGAACACAGGAGCAGUGGGGGUAGUCCUCAUCUUCACCACCUCUGCUGUGGGCAGACAUCAUUGUAGUGCAUUUUUGAGAGCCCACUUCAAGAAGAGUAGUCCAUGUCAGUGGAAAAUAUACAAGCCACAUCUUCAGCUGGUCUGGUUGUUACAGCACUAAAAACUAAAGGUGUGAACCCUUCAUAAGUUCAAACCAAAAUGUGUUAGAGCCUUGUCACACAGUUUUUACGUUUGUCAUUACUGUAUCUUCCCUGAUGCCCAUGUGUGAGUUCAAAUGUGUGAUCAGUGUAAAGGGCUCUGGGUGUUCAGCUGUCUCAGGUGGAUCACUGUAGAUCUGCGUGGUGGACCUUUUCUGCUUUCCCAAAGAAGAUCUCUGGGACUGUUUGGAGUGACUCUCAGCUGGAGAGUUGGUGUUUCCAGCCACCACAGGGACACCCCAGCACCCUUUGUGGAGGUACAGCUGUAUGUCUGUUGCAUUUCCUGGGACCUCUUCUACCAGCACCAAGCAGACAUCAGCUUCCUCCACAUCUCAGCUCUCAGAUGCAGCCUGCCUCCAACACCUUCUAUGCAGUAGCAGCAACCUGAUUCCUUUACACCUUCUCCAGGACACACUCCAAGGAGGAGUAAAGAAUUUAAUCCCAGCACUUUCCUGACACAUCAAGAAGCCUGCCUUAUCUAGCAUUUUUCUAGCCCUGAGACCUUCCUGUCAACAGCAAAAGACUCCUCAUGCUCCAAAUCCUACUGAGCCAGUAUGCCUACAGUUUGAUAUCAAAAUAGUGCACUGCUGAAAACUCCUGGAGUCUGGUGACAAAAUCCACUGUCAGCUUGUGACAUGGUGAACAAAUAUACAGAAAUGAAAUGUGUUCUUUGUGAGAUUUUGCUAAAUGUAUCAAUGUAAAGACAGGUGUGCCUGAAUUUGUGGUGUUCAGUGUGCAGUGGAGAUGGAACGUGUGUAGUGCUGUUGAUGUAAAAAAUGAGACCAUGACAAUAGUCAAAAAAACCCCAGUGCAGUUAUAACUCCACAACUCAAUGGGGAUUCUUGCGUUCGAGUGUUGGCAUUCUAGGAGAAAAAAAAGUACUACAUAAGAAGAUCAAAAAACGUGGUGGAAUUUGUGCUGGCCCUUUUGGCUUUAGCAUAAGGAGCUGAAAUCUUGUUCUGUUUCCGACAUGGUUUUGGUUGACAACAGAUGCUCAUUUAAAGUAGAUUAGCCAUAAUGGUAUUGUAUCUUGUGCAUUUUGCUCAAUUUUUAAAGCAUUGAGCUUUUUUUUUUUCAGUUUUGUUUUUGUUUUCUUAGUUAAAAUCAGCCUUAACACAUAAUUAAUUAGGGAAGUGUGCCAGUAUUCAGUUUUCUUCCUCAGUUUUUGCUGCUGUGAGUCAACUGUGCCAAAGUGCCUGCCAUAUUAUGGAAUGUUUUGAUGAAAACUUUAUAUGAAUGUAAGUUUAGUUUUGAUCAGUGAUUGCUUGGUUUAAUGCAAAAUGCAGAGGUAAUAUUGUAAGUGAUAACUACAUAUGAAUUUAGCUUUAAAAUCCCACCCUGAACCCCUAAUAAAAAAACGCCCAAAAUUAAAAACUCUGAUUGCGUUAAACUUUCCCUGUAGACAGUGGUGAAUAGUCUUUGGUAGAGGAGGGUUUAUCCUGUUCAUAUAUAGAUGUUUGAUAUAGCUAAGUCUGCUCUGGCUUAGCUAGUCCGGGUUUGAGGUGAUAUAUCUAGCUGGGAUGAAUCUCAUACUGGGUUUCCUAAGUUACAGUCAAUCUAGAAAAUGCAAAAAAAAAAAAAAACAACAAAAAACCCAGCCCAUUUUGUGCUUAUGGAUUCUUUUGAGAUUCUAGGAACUCACAUAUUUUAUGGUCAGAAUCUGGCUUGAAUAUUGGCUGUUUCCCUUGGCCUUGAAGUUGUUCAUUCUAUUUAGUGAAGAUGGGGUUUCUGAAGCUUCCCCUUUUUACCAAAUGGAGUUCUAAACUUUUGCAUCCAAGUGCC
Messenger RNA from Hirundo rustica (Barn swallow), 10732 nucleotides. RefSeq names its product chondroitin sulfate proteoglycan 4-like. The record is from RefSeq and is a predicted model, not a curated record. Lineage: Eukaryota; Metazoa; Chordata; Aves; Passeriformes; Hirundinidae.